Apodemus sylvaticus (European woodmouse) is the source of this 3008-nucleotide messenger RNA. RefSeq names its product solute carrier family 35 member E3. Lineage: Eukaryota; Metazoa; Chordata; Mammalia; Rodentia; Muridae. The transcript has 5 exons. Gene Ontology annotation, cellular component: Golgi apparatus. The coding region runs from base 203 to 1144 and encodes 313 amino acids. Gene Ontology annotation, molecular function: nucleotide-sugar transmembrane transporter activity; antiporter activity. The record is from RefSeq and is a predicted model, not a curated record.
GGGGCGGGGCUGGGAGGAGCUGGGGCGACCCGCGGGACCCCGGCUGGCGCGUGCCCGUCUCCGGCCAGGCGGUGAGGCUGGCAGCUGUGUGUGCGCAGUGGCGGAGAGCCGGGGCAGCGGGAGGGCGUCCGGGCGCCCCGCGGGGAGGCUGGACAGCCCGGGCUCGGUCGAGGGCGCUGCUCCGCCGCCGCCGGCAGGCAUCAUGGCAUCGCUGGCGGACCGGGUCCGGGGCAACGGGCGCAUCGCCGCCGGGCUCCUGUUCAACCUGCUGGUGUCCAUCUGCAUCGUGUUCCUCAACAAAUGGAUCUAUGUACACCACGGCUUCCCCAACAUGAGCCUGACCCUGGUGCACUUCGUGGUCACCUGGCUGGGCUUGUACAUCUGCCAGAAACUGGACAUCUUUGCCCCCAAAAGUCUGCCGCUCUCCAAGCUCCUCCUCCUGGCCCUCAGUUUCUGUGGCUUUGUGGUCUUCACCAACCUUUCUCUGCAGAACAACACCAUAGGCACCUAUCAGCUGGCCAAGGCCAUGACCACGCCGGUGAUCAUAGCCAUCCAGACCUUCUGGUACCAGAAGAGAUUCUCUGUCAGAAUACAGCUCACGCUGAUUCCUAUUACCCUAGGUGUCAUCCUAAAUUCUUAUUACGAUGUGAAGUUUCAUUCCCUUGGAAUGGUGUUUGCUGCACUUGGUGUGGUGGUCACGUCCCUUUAUCAAGUGUGGGUUGGAGCCAAGCAGCACGAACUGCAAGUGAACUCCAUGCAGCUGCUCUACUACCAGGCCCCCAUGUCGUCCGCCAUGCUGCUGGUGGCUGUGCCCUUCUUCGAGCCGGUGUUUGCAGAGGGAGGAAUAUUUGCUCCCUGGUCAGUUUCUGCUUCGCUUAUGGUACUGCUGUCUGGAGUAAUCGCUUUCAUGGUGAACUUGUCGAUUUACUGGAUCAUUGGGAACACGUCACCAGUCACCUACAACAUGUUCGGACACUUCAAGUUCUGCAUCACCCUGUGCGGAGGGUACAUUUUGUUUCAGGAUCCACUGUCGGUAAACCAAGGCCUGGGCAUCCUGUGCACGCUCUUUGGCAUCCUCACCUACACCCACUUUAAACUCAGCGAGCAGGAAGGCGGUAAGAGCAAGCUGGUCCAGCGGCCCUGAGUCUGCAGGGAAGGGAAGGUCGGGUCCUAAGGAUGAGAAAAUGCAAAUGUAUAGUCUCUGGGAAAGCUCCCUGCGGAAUCCAGUCAGUGACGCGCAAGAAGUAUCUUCCUCACAGAUAAUGACAGUUUUUAGGACCUUUUAUCGAUUUAAUUUUUUAAAACCAAAAUGAUUCAGGCUUCUUUUCAAAGACAUGAUGAACCGGGAGCUGGCCCUCGGUGGUAGAGUGUUUGCCUCACACAUGUGAGACCCUGGCCUCAAACGCCAGCACCGUCAAAGAAAUUCUAGGAACUGCACAAAAGAUGGUUGCCAACUAGAGUACGGGGAAGCUCAGGUCCAUCGGAACAGGAGAACGCUCGGGCGCUGCAGCUGUGCUGUGGCCAUCCAUGCUCUCCCAGGGAAGGGCACGCCAAACUGCCGGCUCACCCAGGCCUUCCCAUCGGCAAGCUCUUUGUCGUCUAGACAGGGUGGCGGUCAUAGCUGUUUUGAGACUGGAUCUCACUGUGUAGCCCUGACUGAUCUGGAAUUCUCUACAUAGACUGAACUAGCUUUUAACUCUGCCACUCCAUCUAGCUUCUUUAUUACUGCACUGUAGAACUGAAAUAGUUACAGAGAGCAAGUUGUCGUAGACGUGAUCAUGAAACAAAUUACAACUCUGAAAGGAUCACUUUUUCAGUAGAAAAUUGACAUAAGACGUUCUUCCCUGUUAGACAGGCAGGACUGCUUGAGCCCAAAGCCUGCUCAGCAGCACCCACGAGCUGCCUGAGCUAGAGGGAAUGGCUGAGAUUGUAACAGUGUUGCUGGGAAUGACGGUCUCAUUGGCCUUCUCCUGACUUUCAGUGAGUUCUAGAUACUAUAUAUGGAGUUAAACAAAACCUCGUUAUUAAACUGCUCAAAGAAAAGUCUUGUGGGGCCAGAGGGUAUAGCCCGUGGCAGAGGACCUGCCCAGCACUCAGGUGGGUCCUUUUGGUUCUGGUUACUGUGUUCCAGCUUGCUUAAUCAUUUCCUGUUAGUGAUUUCUAAUAUGGCCUCCCUCCCAACACGCCCUGCCCUCCUCAUACUGAAGCUGCAGGUAGGGAGUGUUUUAUGGUAUUGGGAACCGGACUGAAUUAUGCCUUGCAUAAUGUGGCAAAUUAGAGCAAAAGCUGUCCAAAUUCUGGGCGGAAACUUGGUGAAAAAUAGGAAAUAUAUGAAAGAGAGGUAGAAAACUAGCUAAUAUUUAGCUAGAUGUGUGAUAUUCAGAGGAAUUGAGAAAUAUUUUUUAUUGAGAUGCAGACAGAAUGCAUGGGGGGUCCAGCAAAUAGAGUGCUGGGUAUUUAAUUACAAAAGUAUGUGUCUGCCUUCAAGUAUCUUGACAUCUCGCCAUUAAAAGCAGCCAUUGAUGACCUCAGAAGAGUCAGAUCUCUUGAAAUAAUAACUUCUUCUAAACAUACACUUUCUGUGAGGAAACAGCUUAAGACAAAGAGCCAUGUCUUGUGAUGAUAACUUUUAUCUUGUAUUUUCUUUCUUUUUCACACUAACUUUUAAUGUGUUAGGUUUUUUUGUUGAUAGUGGUAGUUUUGAGGUUUUGGGUUUUUUGUUUUUUUUUUAACCAGAUAAAGCCUGGGUUGUACCCCCAGCACUGCCAAACAAAACCUUGUCAAGUAAUCAGGAGACAAGCUGGCGGGGGACAUGCUCCUGGAUCCCAGGAUCUGGGCAGGUGAGUCGGGGCUAAGAGCUCUGUGGCCGUGUAGACCACACAGACUCCAAGGGCUGACUGAUUACACACUGAGAUUCUAUUAAAGAGGAAGGAAAUGUGCCUGUUUGGGAUUGUUUUUCCUAGUGCGUUUAAAGAACAAAGCCUCAUUAAAAUGUGUAUUUUGGAGAA